AUGACUGCUCCUUUCCUGAUGUCUCUACUUUUUGGCCUUGCAUUUGGACAAACGAUGUCUUAUUGUGUUCCAACCGAAUACACCAUGCACGUUGAAAGAAGAGAGUGUGCAUACUGCCUAACAAUCAACACCACCAUCUGUGCUGGAUACUGCAUGACUCGGGACAGCAAUGGGAAGCUGUUUCUCCCCAAAAGUGCUCUCUCCCAGGAUGUGUGCACAUACAAAGACAUCAUCUACAGGACGGUGGUGAUGCCAGGCUGCCCUCGCCAUGUCAUCCCCUAUUUCUCGUACCCCGUGGCUGUGAACUGCAAGUGUGGUAAAUGUAACACAGACUACAGUGAUUGCAUACAUGAGAGUGUCAAGACAAACUAUUGUACAAAGCCACAGAAACCCUAUCUGGUGGGAUUUCCUAUAUAAGAGAGCUGUGCGAUCUGCUGGCCAUGGUUAAAUAUCAACUCUACUUCACUUAUGUCGACCCAACUUAGAACACCCAGUGAUUAAAAAGUUACUGUAUUUCAUAACAAUUGUGUAUGGCUUUCUAUUUCAG
This is a messenger RNA of Phascolarctos cinereus (koala), 547 nucleotides long. It is a transcript of the gene TSHB, whose product is annotated as thyroid stimulating hormone subunit beta. Gene Ontology annotation, molecular function: hormone activity. Gene Ontology annotation, biological process: G protein-coupled receptor signaling pathway. Lineage: Eukaryota; Metazoa; Chordata; Mammalia; Diprotodontia; Phascolarctidae. Gene Ontology annotation, cellular component: cytoplasm; extracellular region. The record is from RefSeq and is a predicted model, not a curated record.